This is a messenger RNA of Filobasidium floriforme, 1686 nucleotides long. RefSeq lists its product as uncharacterized. NCBI's taxonomy places the organism in Eukaryota, Fungi, Basidiomycota, Tremellomycetes, Filobasidiales, Filobasidiaceae. The transcript has 4 exons. The record is from RefSeq and is a predicted model, not a curated record. The coding region runs from base 1 to 1686 and encodes 561 amino acids.
AUGAACCCCCUCGCCAACCUCGAUGAAGCUACUCAGAAGCGAUUGUUUGAACAUAUGGCAGGUUUCUUUCUCUCUCAACCGGCGACAUCUGCACCUCCCCCAAACCCACCUCCUGCUCCUGCUCCUCCUCCAUCGGCAACCAUCGUCUCUAUCCCACCACCCUAUAUUGCUCCGCCUGCUGCUGUAUCUUCGUAUUCGAGCCAACAUGCAUCCACGUCGUCCAGCAGCCAACCCUAUUUGCAAUCACCCGUGCAAGGUCCCCGUGACAUUAGGGCAAUGUUAGAUGCUCAGCAUGGGGUACCAUAUGGUCGGGAGAGUGUACCGAAUCAUUCUGGCGUUGGAUCCAUUCAUCAUCAUGCAGGUGGGAGGAUUCAAGUCAGGGGACAUCCGUUGCAAAGACAGCAGAAGAAACCGAACAAGAUCGGUAGGCCUGUUAGCAUUGUCUCAACCGGCAAGGUUGCUUACAUCCCGUGUGGGUCUCUCAUAAGGAACCAACUUGCUAUCACCGCCCCGGGCAAGACACGAUGGGCACCUUUGAUCGAAUUCCUGGAGAUACAAGGCUAUAUGCGGACGUUUCAACUUGAAGACAACAUGUCGACACAAGAUAUAGCGGCACAUAUCGAGAAGACGUUCCAACGUAGCCCAAGACUCCCCAUCCCAUUCCCAGCUGUAUGGUCGUGGGCGAAACUCUCCGGCAGUUCACACAUCUUCCAUCCUCAUUACGUCUGGAACCCAUGGCAAACGAACCUCUCCAAGUUGAAGACGGAGUUUAAGGGUAGCAAUAUCGCCUUCGUAUUUCCCCAAACAUGGCCACUGGAGAUCCACGACAACCAGCACUUCCGAGCCGAUCUAGCCCUGGCGAUACACCGUGACCCUCUCACCUGGGAACACAUCUCCGAUACCUCCAAGAAAGGCAAAGGAAAACAGCGGGCUGCAUCGGUAGUGGAGUUGGAGGAUGUAGCCGAGGAUGUCGUUCAGGAAAGUGAUGGUAUGCAGGAAUGCAAGCACUGUAACCUGGUGCUCCCUGCUGAGCGAAUGGUUCCCCACUGGAACACUUGCCCGGGUUACCGGGAUGAACAUAUGGUUGAAGAGGAAGAGACUCAAACGGCAGAUGAAGCAGACGGUGAAGAAGAGGACCGGAUGGACGGGAUUGUUAACCAGCUGGAAGACAACUUUAUCAACUGGAGUGGCACGGAGGAUGAGCAGGUUGUUACGGUUCCCGAGAUCGCUGGUGUAGUUGAUCCUAUCCUGCAUACUGGCAGUACCCUCGUCAAUCCCCCUCCGUCGCCGGUACCCCAUCAGGUCACCCCCAGCAAAUCCUCUAUCCCCUCGUCGUCAGCAGAUCUCAAACCCAUCAUGCCCGAGGACAAAUUCAUGGCGCUAUGUCAGACCCAGCUGGAAGCAUGGGGUGCUAGUCAUUUCAGACGCAUCAUCGAUGAUGUAUUCCAGACGAGACGGCGGUUAAGAAGAUCCUCGUCGAUGGUCGGAGAUACAUCGAACGACACGGUUGGUCCCCACGAUUCUGCCAGUCAGGUCACUGCCCGCUCUAGCCCUCCCAGAAACAACCCAGACGCCAUCAAGAUCCCUCACAAGAAUCACCGGAGGCUGAGGGAGGGGUUGUACCUGCUGCGUCUGAGGAGAACAACGAACCUGGAAAACUUGACAUCGGAGACGGACGACCUGUAA